GUGCUCUACUCCCUGUUCUUCGUGGUGGGCUUCCCGGGCAACGCGCUGGUGCUGUGGGUGAUCUUGAGGGGCGCUCAUCUAAAAAGCAUGACUGAUGUGUCUCUCCUGAACCUGGCCAUCGCUGACCUUCUACUAAUCUUCUCUCUCCCCUUCCUGGCUCACUAUGCCAGGCAUACCUGGGUUUUUGGUGGAGCCAUGUGCACUCUGGUCCUCAGUGUGUACUACAUUGGAUUUUAUGCCGGCAUUUUCUUUAUUGUGCUGAUGAGCAUCGACAGAUACUUGGCUAUCGUCCAUGCUGUGUUUGCCUUGAGAAUCCGAACCAAGGCUUAUGGGAUUUUAGCUAGUGUGGUCGUCUGGAUUCUAGCUUUUACAGCAUCAUUUCCUGAGUUACGGUAUAUUGAAGUUGAAGACAAUGGGACUGAAAUACUUUGCACUGCUUAUCCAAAAAGUCACCAUAUUGGGAGAAGUAUAGCUUUCUUUAAAAUGAACGUUUUGGGAAUGCUAAUUCCACUGAGUAUCGUAGGAUAUUGCUACUCGAUGGUGCUCCGGAGGAUUCUGAUGCUUCGUACAUCAAAGAAACUGGCCAUUCGUCUUGUUGCUGUGGUCAUGGUGGUGUUCUUCUGCUGUUGGAUGCCGUACAACAUUGCAGCAUUCCUCAAAGCACUGGAACUGCAGGGAAUAUUGCCAUCAGAGUGUGAGGACAGCAAAAGGCUCCAGCUGAUGCUGCAAGUCACUGAAGCUAUAGCGUAUUCACACAGCUGCCUUAAUCCAUUCCUCUACGUGUUUGUGGGCGAAAAGUUCAAGAGGCACCUCGCCAGGCUCCUGCAGCAGACACCAUGCUUCCAAGUGCAGUGUAUGAAGCGCUACAUGACCCAGGCUGCAGCCUCAGUGUAUUCCCAGACCACUAGUGUGGACGAACGCCAAGUUGGUGUCUGAAUUGUAGAGGUUGUUAAAGGAACACAAUUUUAUAAAUGUGUAUAUGUAGUAAGGAUUUAAUACCAAAAUUGAGCACAAAAUUGAGCAUUUAGGCUUCGGAUAUAAUUCCAAACUUAUUCAGAAGUUACACAUGUUUUUUUCUGGGUCACUACAGGAU
Molecule: messenger RNA, 1093 nt
Organism: Ictalurus furcatus (blue catfish)
Lineage: Eukaryota; Metazoa; Chordata; Actinopteri; Siluriformes; Ictaluridae
Product: C-C chemokine receptor type 5-like
Exons: 1
Coding region: 88-936 (282 amino acids)
Biological process (GO): chemotaxis; immune response; G protein-coupled receptor signaling pathway
Cellular component (GO): membrane
Molecular function (GO): chemokine receptor activity
Source: RefSeq, a predicted model, not a curated record